Messenger RNA from Jaculus jaculus (lesser Egyptian jerboa), 1688 nucleotides. It is a transcript of the gene Vipas39, whose product is annotated as VPS33B interacting protein, apical-basolateral polarity regulator, spe-39 homolog. Gene Ontology annotation, cellular component: cytoplasm. The transcript has 20 exons. Bases 131 to 1609 code for a protein of 492 amino acids. NCBI's taxonomy places the organism in Eukaryota, Metazoa, Chordata, Mammalia, Rodentia, Dipodidae. The record is from RefSeq and is a predicted model, not a curated record. Gene Ontology annotation, biological process: intracellular protein transport; vacuolar transport.
UUGGCGACUUCUCCAUUCUCUUCGCAACGGUCCCCCCUUGUCUGUGCUGCACUGCUUGAUUUAGAAAGGCCGGUCUGGCUGCUGAGGCUGGCGCUGUGCUGAGAAGGGAGGAGGGCUCGGUGUGGAAGAGAUGAACCGGACAAAGGGUGAUGAGGAGGAAUAUUGGAACAGCUCCAAGUUCAAAGCUUUCACUUUUGAUGAUGAAGAUGAUGAACUCUCACAGUUAAAGGAGUCCAAGCGGGCGGUGAAUAGCCUUCGAGACUUCGUGGAUGAUGAUGAUGACGACGACUUGGAGCGAGUCAGCUGGACGGGGGAGCCCGUGGGAAGUAUCUCAUGGUCCAUCAAAGAGACUGCUGGGAGUUCUGGAUCAACCCAUGAAGGGCGUGAACAGCUAAAGAGCCGAAACAGCUUCUCCUAUGCACAGCUACCCAAGCCCACUUCUACCUAUUCCCUGAGCAGCUUCUUCAAAGGUCGAACUAGACCUGGAAGUUUUCAGUCCCUUUCUGAUGCUCUGUCGGACACACCUGCCAAGAGCUAUGCUCCAGAGCUGGGGAGACCUAAAGGAGAAUAUAGGGAUUACAGCAAUGACUGGAGCAUCGCUGAUACGGCGCGGCGCCUGCGGAAGGGCAAGGUCUGCUCUCUGGAACGAUUCCGCUCCUUACAGGACAAGCUGCAGCUUCUGGAAGAGGCAGUGAGCAUGCACGAUGGGAACGUCAUCACUGCGGUUCUGAUCUUCCUGAAGAGGACACUGAGCAAAGAGAUCCUUUUCCGAGAGUUGGAGGUACGGCAGGUUGCCCUGAGACAUCUCAUUCACUUCCUUAAGGAAAUAGGGGAUCAAAAGCUGCUUUUAGAUCUCUUCAGGUUCCUGGAUAGAACAGAAGAACUGGCACUAUCCCAUUAUCGAGAGCAUUUGAAUAUUCAGGACCCUGAGAAACGAAAAGAAUUCCUUAAGACCUGCAUUGGUUUGCCAUUUUCAGCAGAGGAUUGUGCACACAUCCAAGACCAUUACACACUCCUGGAGCGCCAGAUCAUUAUUGAGGCAAAUGAUCGACACCUAGAGUCAGCAGGGCAGAGCGAGCUCUUCCGGAAGCACCCCCGCAAGGCUUCCAUUCUCAACAUGCCGCUGGUGACCACGCUGUUCUACUCCUGCUUCUACCACUACACGGAGUCCGAGGGGACAUUCAGCAGUCCCGUCAACCUGAAGAAGACUUUCAAGAUCCCGGACAAGCAGUAUGUGCUGACAGCUUUGGCUGCUCGUGCCAAGCUGCGUGCCUGGCAAGACAUCGAUGCCCUCUUCACCACAAAGAACUGGCUGGGUUACACCAAGAAGAGAGCACCCAUUGGCUUCCAUCGAGUGGUGGAAAUUUUGCACAAGAACAGUGCCCCUGUCCAGAUACUGCAGGAGUAUGUCAAUCUAGUGGAAGAUGUGGACACAAAGUUGAACUUGGCCACUAAAUUCAAGUGCCAUGAUGUUGUCAUUGAUACCUGCCGAGACCUGAAGGACCGCCAGCAGCUGCUCGCAUACAGGAGCAAGGUGGAUAAAGGGUCUGCAGAGGAGGAGAAAAUCGACACCCUUCUCAGCAGCUCGCAAAUUCGAUGGAAGAAUUAAGCGGCAUUCACCACUGUGAAACCGGCCUCGUCUCUUCUGUCCUGCUGAGGAAGGAGGGAGAGAGAGAGAGAGCCCCGGC